UCGUUCGGGGGGUUUUCUGUCACUUCGCCUGGAGUGUUAGUGUUUGUGACUAGUAUAAGAAAUAUAUAAGGCCUGCACGUCGAGCGACUAGAGCACAGUUCCCUAGUAUACCUUUGCGAAUCUACACAUCUCGUUUCGGAGGCUUCAGUCCACUUACGGAAAAAAGGUUUUCACCAUCUCCAUACUCAAACAUGAAACUGUUCGUCGUGAUUGCUCUGGCUCUGUUUGCCGCGGUGGCUGCCCAGGACAAGUAUACCACCAAGUAUGAUGGUAUCAACGCGGACGAGAUCCUAAAGUCGGACCGCCUGUUCAACAACUACUACAAGUGCCUGCUUGACCAGGGCCGCUGUACUCCGGAUGGCAACGAGCUGAAGCGCAUCCUGCCAGACGCCUUGCAGACCAACUGUUCCAAGUGCAGCGAGAAGCAGCGCACCGGAGCGAUCCACGUGAUCGACUACAUGAUCCAAAAUCGCAACGAACAGUGGAAGGUGCUGCAGAAGAAGUACGACCCGGAGGGCAAGUACACCAGCAUGUACCGCGAGGAUGCCAAGAAGGCUGGCAUCGAGUUGCCGGCUCAGUAGACGACAUCUUCCUAGUACACUUCCUACACCUUCCAAGUCCUGCAGCCAUCUGGAUGCCAUCGGAUCACCGCUGAAACACUGAAUCGGCGGUCCCCAGCUCAACCGCAACGAUGAUGCUCAUCGUUUCUCUCUCCGUGCCACUUCUACUUGUGCCACUAAGAACGAUUAAGGGACAAUGGAACACGGUUCGCAUGUGUACCCCGUACAGUGUUUCUGUGAACCAUUUAAAAUUUGUUCCGGAUUGCAAUCGUUUGACGAUAACCCAUCGACCAUACUUGCUGCACUUCGGCCAUGUAGUUCGAUUGCUUCGCCACUUUGACGGAUACCAGUGAAGCGACCACUACACCGUGUGCUGAGUUUGCCAUUGCUACCACUUUCGGUUGGACGAAACUUUCUACUGUUUGUGAUAUGUGUUUUGCAUCAAUUGAUAAAGUGGCAUUUACAAACGUGCGCCAAAUUAUACCUAGGGCUAACCAGAUGAACCAAAAACUAUAAAUAAAGCAUUUUUACAUGAAAAUAAGA
Molecule: messenger RNA, 1103 nt
Organism: Anopheles aquasalis
Lineage: Eukaryota; Metazoa; Arthropoda; Insecta; Diptera; Culicidae
Product: ejaculatory bulb-specific protein 3
Source: RefSeq, a predicted model, not a curated record